This is a messenger RNA of Amblyraja radiata (thorny skate), 3788 nucleotides long. RefSeq names its product meiotic double-stranded break formation protein 1 (gene mei1). The coding region runs from base 1 to 3660 and encodes 1219 amino acids. Gene Ontology annotation, biological process: meiosis I. The record is from RefSeq and is a predicted model, not a curated record. The transcript is spliced from 30 exons. NCBI's taxonomy places the organism in Eukaryota, Metazoa, Chordata, Chondrichthyes, Rajiformes, Rajidae.
AUGCAGGAAAGGGAACAGUUGCUCUGCAUUGCCUGCGUGAUUGAGAUGGUGGAAGAAAACAGUGUAUCGAUUGUUCGCAAAAAAUAUACGCUUGCUUGCUUCAAGGAUGUUCUUGAAAGAUUCCCUCACACUGUGGGAGAACUGUUCUCAAUGGAUGGUCGAGUGUGCAUUCACUUUAUGACUACUUUGCUGGAUAUGCUGCAAUCUGUUGAAGAUGAUGUCACAAUUAAUCUGGCGAUUGAAGUUCUUGUGCUUCUCACUGAGGAAUUUAAGGCAGAUGAGUUUGUAUGCUGCGUGCUGGAUCAAUGCCAAAAACAGUUGUCAGAAAAAAGCAGUAUGAGGAAAACUUUACCUGUUUUUACAUUGAUGGGGAAACUGUUGAUCACAAUCCCAUUCCUUGCAGAGAAGUUGAUCCACAAAUAUCCAAUGCUGCUGGAGCAUAUGAGGCUAGCACUGGUUUACCCUGAUGAAGCAGUGAGAGCAUCGGUCUGCUAUAUUUUUUGUGCCAUGUACAGUUAUCCUCCUGUAGUGGAGAAGCUUUCUAUGUACUUCAGUGAGAGACUUUGUAAGCUCAUUAUUUCAAUUAUGGAGGCAGCACAGACCAAAGAACUGCAAAUAAACACCCUUGGUCUUCUCAAGCACCUUCUGCAGUUUAAACAGUUUGUGACUGUGAUGAUGAGUUCAUAUGGAACAGAAGGAGUUAACCCAGAAGAUGAAGUAGUUCCGCAGGGUGGAAAUUCACUGUGGUUACUAUUGAAAAAGUUGCUGCUCAACAAAGAUGAAACACUGCAAGUUAUAAGUGUACAAUGUAUGACUUCCAUACUCGUCCACUCUCCAGUGCAGUAUGCUCCUACACUUGUAUAUGCAGACAUUCCAGAAUUUCUGUUUGAACGACUCUCUAGUGCAGAUGAGAUCUUAGUCUGGUCAAUCUACAGUUGUCUUCUUUUGCUAACUGAGGAGAAACUUUUCUUUUCGAAGUGCCACUCCGUUUAUGGUAUAGAAUCCUUGGUUCGAAGCUUGAAAGAGACAAUGAAGGUGAACAAUAUUGAAGUACAGAAGCAAGGUCUGCUACUGUUUGGUGAGAUUUUAAAAAGACAGCCAUCAGGAAUACAGUUGUUUAUGAAUGUUGCCAUUUGGCAUGAAGCUAUUGUUGUUUUACAAGAAGCAGUGACCAGUUCCAGUCUUGAAGUUGUGACAGAAGCAGCCAAUGCUGUGGCAGCCUUCCUUCGGAAGGAACAUCUGGCAGUACCUGUACAGUACCAGGAAUUGCAAAAGCUCAUUGAAGCAAUGUUAAUGCGCUGUGCAGAUCUUCCUGACACUAUUAGGAGUAAAGAGGUAAUGUUAGCAAUUGAUUGUCAAAAGGAUCGCUCAUUGCAAGAGAAUGCUUUCACAUCACCUGGAAUUGCAAGUGAGAAUGUGCUGGAAAAUUUCUCAGAGUUUCUGCUGACAAUUUGCGACACUUUGUGCAUCCCAAUUGUAAUGAAAUAUUAUGAAAAGACUCCUAACGCCACAGUGAUGGAGGUUUUCUUCUCCAUUCUCAGUGUGCAGUACACUAUUUUGCCCAACACAGCCAACCUAUUUUCUGUUAAGCUAGCGGGACCAUCGCCAGAGGCUUCUCCGCUUUCCAACAACACCUCCCAGGACCACAUUGAGCUUUUACCGAUUUUAACACCAACGACAAGACUGGAGGAAGCAGCUCAGCUCAAGAUGCUCCGCAUGCACUUGGGAGAGCUUCAGCAGAAAUAUUUUGACACCCUGCUACUACGCAACGAAGCAGAUCUGGAAGAAGUUUCUGCACUCUUUGCGAAGUGUAUUCCACAUCUGAACUAUACAUUUUUAGACAUUACAUCUGUACUUUCCGAAAGUUUAGACACAAUUGGAAUAGACGAAGAUCUCCAAAACCACCAACAUUGUCUGCUAUUAUUAUUAUACUUGGCCCAUUUGUACGAUAACAGGUUAUUUUCAGAAGGUCAUUUAUUCAAAGCUAUCAGUAGCUUUUUACACACAUCCUUCGAUCAAGGACUUGCACCUCCACCCUUUGUACUUAAAGCCGCAAUCUAUCUAUUGUCUAUAUGCCAAGAAAAGUGCAGUCAGCUAGAUUUGAUAUCACUGAACUCCAUUUGUAAGCUCUUGGAGAGUAUUGCCACUGUUUCUUCUGUGUAUACGAGUCAUCCUCUAGUUCUGAAGUUUUUCUUCCACUAUCCAGAGUUGACAGACAGAUUUGGUCACUGCAUCUUGAAAUGUUGGUUUACACAUUUUGAUAUCAACCAUAGUGAGGUUGAAAACAUGCAGGGUGAUGUAAGUUGCUUGAUGAAUAUUAUCCAGGGAAAUCCAAAUGUCCUCCUGAUUCUGCUGGAUAUAGUUCAUACUGAAGAGAUUGAAUUAGCUUUCAAGGCUUUGCUGGCUUUGAAAUCAUUCCUGAGGAAAAAUGAAAACGUGGUUCCUGCUUCUGAUGUGCUUCGACCUCGAUUUCUCCAGAUACUACAAAGGUUCACAAUAGAAAAUAAUGCACAGGCUUUCAAAGGAAAGAGGAACCUAUCUUUGGUAUUGGAUCUCCUUUCAUUGGUACAGGUAAAAAUUCAAGAUCCCAAGGAAAUGACCAGUACCGAUUUCAAGCUCCUGUAUCAUGUAAGUAACUUGGCAGGAAAAUGUAAAGACUUGAACACAGAUAUCUUACAACCUGCUCUUAAUUUCUUCUACUGCUGUUUGAAACAAACAUCAACCUACAACAGGAGCAGAGUUGUUUCUGUGUUACUGUCUAAUUCCUCCCUGAUGGAGUUCCUGGAGAAGAUAUUAGAGCUGAGCUGGUCUGACCAAUUUGAAACUGUCCCUGAUGUCCUGGUCUGCUCUGUCUGGUUAUUAUUAGCCAGUUUAGUCCAAAACCAGACCAACUAUAAGUCAGAGGUUCAUAGAACAGUCGGUGUGAAUCUGGAUAAGGUUAUCCACUGCAUCAGCUCCAGAAAGGACAGUUCACUGCUGCACGUCUGCAUUCUUCAGUUUUUGAAGACAGUUCUAAGACAUAACUUCAUAUCUCCGUUGCUUAUUGUUACUGCUACUAACACAAAGAAUCGACCCCUACCAGAUCAGGAUGCCUUGUUGUAUCCAUUCUCUUAUCAACAGAUCAUUUUGUUCUUUUUUCAUCUACAGAACUUUCUAGUUCAGGGAGAUGACCUUCUUUUCUGUUCUGCAACUGGCUGUUUGGAAAUACUGAUGGAGUACUUGCACAAUAGGGACCAGGCCACAGUCUGUCAUGUGAUGUCACAGCCCUGGAGUCGAUUUCUUCUUUUCACAUUGGUGAAUACUGCAGAGAGCUGCCGUCUCAAUUCUGGCUUCCUCAGACUUCUCUCUGUGUUCCUGAAAUAUAACAGUAAGAAUAUUGUUUUUGAAUCUGAUGUGAAGCGAGUCCUACAGAUGGCAGCACAGCUAAAAUUGGAAGAAUUGAGCAGCGACACAGCUGAGGCUUUGAUCAAUUUUCUAAAACAGUUGCAUCUACAAAGUGGCAAACUGUUCAAUAUGGGGCAGAAGGACAUGGAGGUUGUCCAUUCCUUGUUGGAGGAUCUAGAGAACAGAACCUCAACUCAACCUGAUGCCAUGAAAAUUAUAUUUAUUGGCAAACUAGCAGUCUGUCUGUCUGAUGUCUCCGGCUGCCACUGGGAAUAGGGAAAUCAAAUCAAGACUACAUUUUCAUUGUUAUAUGGAUUAAACCAGCUUCCUCUUCACAAAAUACAUGUGGCUCUGGGAAUUGGUGUAAAUAAAAUGUGAUGAAUUACACGUGACUGGAAGUAAUA